AUGGUUGAUACGAGCGGGAGGUACCACUCAUGGGAGAAGGAUCGUCUUAUUGCACGCAUAAGACAACUCGAGCACGAGCUGGAAAAGCGGAACGAUGCCUCUUCAUCCAAGCCCACCGGGGCCGGCUCCGGCUCCGGCACGGCGACGCCAGACACCGCCCCGCCCCCGGCGAAGAAGCGCAAGAAGGACGCCAAGAAGAUGGACGCUUCUCGGUACUCGACCCGCUUCAUCGCCCUCAAGCUCGCGUACUUGGGCAAGCGCUACGGCGGCUUCGAGUACGCCACGUCGGCGAGCCUGCCGACCAUCGAGGGCGAGCUGUGGAACGCGCUGACAAAGGCGUGCCUCAUCUUCCCCGAGGACCCGGACGUCGUCAACUUCGACUGCUGCGAGUACUCCAAGUGUGGGCGGACGGACCGUGGCGUCAGCGCCUUUGGCCAGGUCAUCGGGUUGAGGGUGCGGAGUAACAAGCCGCUGCCCAAGAAGCCGGAGGAGGAAGCCAUUGCCGAGGCGGAAGGGGACACGGCGAUGGAGGGGACCGCUGAGAAAGCCGAAGAGGACAAGAAGAAGCAGAAGCAGGAAAAGAAGCCCGCCAAGGAGUGGGACGACAUCAACGACGAGAUCCAGUACGUCAAGGUCCUCAACCGCCUCCUCCCCGACGACAUCCGCAUCAUCGCCUGGUGCCCGUCGCCGCCGCCGGACUUUUCUGCGCGCUUCUCCUGUGAGGAACGGCAGUACCGCUACUUCUUCACCCAGCCGGCCUUCACCCCCACGGCCGCGACCGUCGACGGCACGCCGGACGGCAUGAGGGAAGGGUACCUCGACAUCGACGCCAUGAACGAGGCGGCGCGGCGCUUCGUCGGCAACCACGACUUCCGCAACUUUUGCAAGGUCGACGGCAGCAAGCAGAUCACAAACUUUGAGCGGCGCAUGUUCGAGGCUGGCGUCGAGGAGGUCCGGGACGUCGGCUCGGCGCUGCCGUACCUGGGGCUCAGCGCCGCCGACGGCAGCAAGCUGCCCAAGGUGUACUCGUUCAACAUCCGCGGCACGGCGUUCCUGUGGCACCAGAUCCGGCACAUGGUGACGAUCCUCUUCCUCGUGGGCCAGCGCCUCGAGAAGCCGGAGAUCAUCACGCAGCUCCUCGACGUCGACAAGUCGCCCCGCAAGCCCAACUACGACCUCGCGCACGAGACGCCCCUCGUCCUCUGGAACUGCGUGUUCCCUGGCGACGGCGACAGCCGCACGCCGGCCGAGGCCGCCAACGCGCUGCGCUGGGUGUACGGCGAGGCCGACGUCGUCGAGAGCCUGUGGGCGCACUACCGCGACAAGAAGAUGGACGAGCUGCUGGCCAACCGGCUGCUGGACCUCGUCUCGGGCCAGGUGCAGGGCACCGAGGCCAAGGCCAAGGGGAAGCGGGUGUUCCAGGGGGGCCACGAGGGGAAGCUCGCGGGCGGCUACGUGCCCAUCGCCAAGAAGCAGCUGACGCCGACGCCGGAGGAGAUCAACAACCGGUGGGCGCAGCGCAAGGGGUUCAAGAACUCUGACGAGAUGAGGGAGUCCAAGAACUGGAGGAAGGUGAUCAAGGACGCCAAGCAGGCGGGUGCCGCCGCGGUAGGGGGUGGGGACGAAUAA
Molecule: messenger RNA, 1629 nt
Organism: Colletotrichum spaethianum
Lineage: Eukaryota; Fungi; Ascomycota; Sordariomycetes; Glomerellales; Glomerellaceae
Product: putative tRNA-splicing endonuclease subunit tsp-1
Exons: 1
Coding region: 1-1629 (542 amino acids)
Biological process (GO): mRNA pseudouridine synthesis; tRNA pseudouridine synthesis
Cellular component (GO): nucleus; cytoplasm
Molecular function (GO): pseudouridine synthase activity; RNA binding
Source: RefSeq, a predicted model, not a curated record